GCUCCUCGCGGCCAACGCGCUUGCGCGCGGACGCUCGGACCGUCGAACUUUAAAUAUUUUCUCUCGUCGAUAAGUCGCGUACCUAUAUUAUCGAGAAUCAUUACCUACAUAACCUCCCAAACGCGUAGAUGGAAAUGUUAGAAGAGACGGCAAAAUAUAUGCUUUUCCAUUGAUAAAUCUACUUUGUCUUCUCAAAACUCGUUUGAUUUUUUUUUUAAUUUUACUUGCAAUACCAAAAAUGAAUGUAUUACGCAGUGUCACGCGUCUUAAAUGUGCAUCCAGCAUUGUUAAUAACAUUGGACAAGCAAGAAGAGGUUAUGCAGCUCCCAAACAAUUACCAAUUACUUGGGUACGACCAGAUAAAGUACCUUGUAUAUCCAAAGAAAAGAGUGGUGAUCUAGGAAUAGACUAUAACAUAACUCCAGUUAACUACAUUAAAGAAUUUGAAGAUAUUCCUGAACUUGACGAGUUGGAUGAUAUUGUCAAAAAGAUGUUUACUAUACAUUAUCAACGUAGAAGAGAAUUGGUUGAUCUUCAGAAAAAACGUGCUCGGGAGUUAGUAAAACGACAUCAUUGUGAUGAAGGUUCUAUGGAAACUAGAAUUGCUGUUAUUACUGCUGAGAUUCUACAAUUACAAGAGCAUCAAAGCAUUUUCCAUAAUAAUAAAAGAUCAAAAGUUUUGUUGAAAGAACUUAUUGAAAAAAGAAAAAAAUGGCUAAAAAAAUUAAGGAUACAAGAUUAUCCACGAUUUGAAUAUAUACUAGAGCGGCUUAACCUUGUGUACCAUCCAUUUCCAGAAGAGAACAUUUUCCUAACAAGGAAAGGUGGUACCAGACAAUUGUUACAAAAAUACUGCGAUAAACUGAUCCAAAAGAAAUUAGAUGCAUACCGAGCAGAGCUGGAAGCUCAGCAAAAGGACUUUUUCAGAGAAAAGGCAGAAAAACUCGAGUUCAUACGUAAUGAAGAGAUAGCUUGUGGCGUGGCUCCAAGUGUCAGUGAGGAAGAAAUCGAAGCUGCUAAACAAAAAGCAGCAUCAUUUGUGAAGUAAUUGUUAAAUUAAUAAUAUAUUCGUUACAAAAAUUCUA
Nasonia vitripennis (jewel wasp) is the source of this 1085-nucleotide messenger RNA. It is a transcript of the gene bonsai, whose product is annotated as 28S ribosomal protein S15, mitochondrial. Bases 239 to 1048 code for a protein of 269 amino acids. The transcript has 4 exons. Gene Ontology annotation, cellular component: ribosome. Gene Ontology annotation, molecular function: structural constituent of ribosome. Lineage: Eukaryota; Metazoa; Arthropoda; Insecta; Hymenoptera; Pteromalidae. The record is from RefSeq and is a predicted model, not a curated record. Gene Ontology annotation, biological process: translation.